UUAUUAUUAUAUUCACAUUGGUAUCCUUUCGCUAAAAGCGGAGACAAGAAUUUGGUUCGCUCCCAGCAGUGACGUCGUGAAAGUGGGAGAGGAGUGAGCGGUCGACGUCGCCUGUCAAACAGUAGCAUCACAGCCAACAUGGCGGACUGGGACGCUGACAACUUCGAGCCGGAGGAGCCGACUCAAAAGGCGGCACAGCAGGACAAAUGGGAAGGCGAAGACGAAGAUGACGAUGUUAAAGACAACUGGGAUGAUGAGGAGGAAGAGGAGAAAAAAGUAGAUGUGAACAAAACUGAGGUUUCAAAGGUGUCUGAAAAGAAAAAGUUGAGUGAGAAGAUUAAAGAGAAAGAAAACCGUUUCAGGAAAAGACAACAGGAGCUAAAAGAAAAAGAAUUGGAAGUUCAGGAAAAUCUUACCCCCGAAGACCAGCUUGCAGAAAAGUUAAGGGUGCAGAAGCUGCAGGAAGAUGCUGACCUAGAGUUGGCAAAAGAUGCCUUCGGAGUUGGAAGCUCUUCAGUAGCUGGCAUUGAUGCGAUGUGUCCAUCUUCCAAAGAAGACUUCACAGAGUUUGAGAAAUUGCUGAAAGAAAAGCUAUCCCAGUUUGAAAAAUCAGUGCAUUAUUCAAGCUUCUUGGAUUCGUUGUUUCGGGAACUCUGUAUCGCACUGGAAGUGGAUGACUUGAAGAAAAUCAGUAAUUCCCUUUCGGUUCUACUUAGUGAAAAACAGAAACAAGAAAAGCAAAACAAAGGCAAGAAAAAGAAGAAAGGCGUCUUACCUGGCGGCGGUUUAAAAGCACAGAUGAGGGACGACCUGGACUAUGGAGGCUUUGACGGCGGCUACGCACAGGAGUAUGAGGACUUCAUGUGACACAGGCUACACGGCCACGUCACACGUCCCCAUCCAACCCUGAGUGAUGCAGCUCUACCUUCCUAUGCUGUCCAGUGCCAUUCUGGAAGAUCAGAACUUUGUGUUGCCCCUCUUCAUCAUGCUUCAGUGACUUCAGGGACUGUACUGGAAGCAUCCAGUCUCACCUUCUCUCUCUAUGUUUAAACAUAUGGAAUUGCCUUUUCUCUCACACUCUCUCUCAUCAUGCAUCCUGGACUCACAUGCACACUCGCAUCAUCAAGUUUAUCUGUUGGCUAACUUGCUUCAAGGGAGAAUAGUUUGUUCUUUGCUGUUGUCUCUUGUCAGGGCUCAUUUUCAAAGAAAUGUCGCUCCUGUCAGAGUAGCAGACACCGUUGCAGUUAUACAUGUAGGGACAUAGAAACAGAAGGUUCUAUGCAAAUUCUUAAACCAGAAUGUCAUGUAUAUAUUUUAGGUCUCACUUGUGGAUGGUUCUCUUACAGAUAAAGUAUAUAGUAUCUAUAAGCGGUUGCCAAAUACAAAGCAAUUAUUCAAUCUUUAUAAAUGGAGAGAUUUUAUUCUGGGGAAUGGAAACUGACGGAGCAUGUAAGUGGAAUAUGUUUAUUUACAGAAAGCACAGGACAUUUGAAAGAUGAUAAAAGGGAAAAAAAUAAGUAUAAAUGAAAAUUGACUUCAAAACCACCACAGCCAUUCUUUCAGUCGGUCUCUUGGAUGUCUUGGGGGAAAAAACAGACGUAAGAGUAUUAAUUGGAAUUUUUUUGUGCAUGACGAAUAUCAUUUGCUACCAACAUGAUUUAUACUAUCACCGAAAAGUGGAUUCUAGAAGUUGGGCGAACAUAUUUAAAAAUGGUCUCUAAUCACGACUUCUGCAGGCUUGUAUCAAGUGUGACGAGGAAAGGGGGAUUGAUUUCUGGGCUUCCCCCCCCCUACAGUGUCUUCAUAUGGGCUACAGCCAUUUGAGCGCGAUCUAUUUCUCUUUUUCUAGAAGUUGACCAGUUGCAAUGUUACAUUGAGAAUUGGGUACUGUGUUGACAUUAAGGCGUCUGCAGUGUUUUAUAAACAUCUAAUUUAAUAAAUCACUGGUCGAAACAAAACAAGGUGUGUUGUUUACAAGGGUGUCACGAGACAACUGCGUUCACGAUACGGUGCGCGAGAUUGUAUCCACAAGAACGAGAUGAGAUUUAACAUCACAUUUAACAUCAAAAAUUGACAAAUGUUAAAAUAUAUGCCAAUAUACAGUCGUCCCCUCCAAUGACACGUGAUUGCUGUUUGGUGGUAGACGAUGGUUUAUUAUUUGACAAAACAUUCAUAUUGAAAUGUAGAUGAUAUGUAGUAUUUUGGGCACUAAGCGAAAGGUAUGUUACAUGGAUGACGACCGACAUCCUUAUUGCAUUCGGUGAAGGAAGCCAUGGAUGCAGAGUGAAAAAGGUUCCUCCCAUUCCAUGUAGAAGUGGUCAAUUUGUGGAUUCUUUGUCCUCCUCCACUGUUUGAAACCUUAAGUUUAGAAGAAAUAAAUUUGAGGCUAACUGAUUAGCUCGGUAGCUAGAGGCCAUCAAGAGUCCCUGUAGCAUAACAGUUGUGCAAUCUGGUAUAAACAACGAAUAAUAGGAAUGUAAUAGUGACUACUGGGCUUUAAUGAUGUUUUAAAACAUGUAUUUAGAAAGUCCUAAACAUGUUUUCUAUGCUCUAACCACAAAAAUAUUCCAUUCCAGGUCUUGAAACAAUUAACCGCUAUAAACGAGGGAUGGCUGUAUUGCAAUCUAAUUUAAUUUCUACUACGUCACACUCUUCUGCACUCUGUAUGUAUGCUACCAGCCCCUCCUCCACCCACAGAGACAGACUAUGACUGACAAAAGGGCUCACUCCGUUCAUGCCAUUGUUCUAAGGAACAAACGCACCAAUGUGCUGAAAUCAAUGCACAGCGUGAACCCUCUUCCUGCAUCUUUGGAGAUGAGAGACAAAGAAAACAGACAUGCAUGCACAUAAUAUUGAGGCCAGCAAAAUUCUUGAGUUCAUUUUCAUUAAUUGUGUGAUGAAUUUCUUUAUCAUCAUCCAAGGCCCAGUGCCCACAAGACGUUUUUUUCUGAACGAGAAAUCACAUUUUAAUAUCGCGAGGGCUAAGUGACACCCCUAUUGUUUACAUCAGUGAAAUACUUUGAUG
Molecule: messenger RNA, 3025 nt
Organism: Dunckerocampus dactyliophorus (ringed pipefish)
Lineage: Eukaryota; Metazoa; Chordata; Actinopteri; Syngnathiformes; Syngnathidae
Gene: eif3jb
Product: eukaryotic translation initiation factor 3, subunit Jb
Exons: 8
Coding region: 139-867 (242 amino acids)
Cellular component (GO): eukaryotic translation initiation factor 3 complex; cytoplasm
Molecular function (GO): translation initiation factor activity
Source: RefSeq, a predicted model, not a curated record